Messenger RNA from Rosa chinensis, 3145 nucleotides. RefSeq names its product pentatricopeptide repeat-containing protein At4g21880, mitochondrial. Gene Ontology annotation, molecular function: protein binding. The coding region runs from base 489 to 2930 and encodes 813 amino acids. The transcript has 22 exons. NCBI's taxonomy places the organism in Eukaryota, Viridiplantae, Streptophyta, Magnoliopsida, Rosales, Rosaceae. The record is from RefSeq and is a predicted model, not a curated record.
UUCUUCUACAGUCCUGUAGUCAUCUUUUUCAAUUAUCAAGAACGAUCGAGAGAGAGAGAGAAAUCGGGUGUGUUUCUUUGCUUUGCACGAAGAGAUAGAGAGGGAGAUCAGAGGCAAAUCCCUAAACUGUAGGGUCGUCGCCGAGUCAAUCCAAUUGAAUCCGACAAUUUCAAGCUAGGGUUCCAAAGUUCGAACCUUUAGUCCGUUGGCUACUAUUUGGUUGGAGUGCAAGGGUUCCUUAGCUGCUAUACUUGAACGAUUGAAUCAACUUUUGUCAUCAGAGGUGAUCAACUUGGUGUGGACCGUGUUGAUAGAAGUUGAGUCUGACUUUUGGCAUCUCUGUAUCAGUUGCAACGUUUGCAAGCCUCAGCUUCUCCAGUGUGUUCUGUCCUGCAUCUAGCAAGUCCAAAUAAAAAUUUAAGUUGACACAUAAAGGAACAAGAAUCUUAACCAACAUGACAUGAUAAUCUAAUCAAGAAUGUGAUUUUAUGCAAAGAAGUUCGUGUAGUAUUACUUUGCCACUGUUCCUUGGUCUGCUGUUCAGCAUCGUCUUCAUCUUUUAUUUGCAUUCAGAUUUUGGGAACAGUGUGCUCUCAGAUAGUUUAACUGUCUACAGUGCAGAAGAUUCGACUAGGCAGCUCUCUGGGGACAUUUAUUCAAUACUGUGCGGUGGUACUUAUCCUGAUAUCCAGGAAAUCGAUGAUGCAGAAUCUUUGGAGAGGGAAUUGGACUUACCAUGGUUUCCAGAUUUAUCCCAUAGUGCGAUGCCAUUGCGCCGCAAAGAAGUUAGUCGCGAAAGGAAGCAGAGGUUUGCUUUCGGCAACACUCAGGGUAUCCGUUUUGAUAAGUUAGUCGACAUGUGUGCCAAUAGGCUAGGGACUGAAACCACUAUUCAAGUGUUUGACAAAUUGGGAAGAGAAACGGGUGUGAAAGAAUGUAAUGCAUUGAUAAAGAGAUGCAUAGAGGGAGCUAGGAUUGCUCCUGAUGAAGUAGUUGGAGAAAAGCAUAUGCAGUUGGCUUUUGAAAUUUUUAAGUCAAUGAAGGAACAGGGUUUCCCGCUUGAAGAGGAAACAUAUGGUCCGUUUCUUGAAUAUCUUAUCGACAUGGGUAUGACAAAAGAGUUUUGCUUUUUCUGCCGAGUUAUCAAAGAUGACAACCCUUUGUCAGUUUCAAGAUUAGGAUACUAUGAGAUGAUGUUGUGGAUCAGAGUCAAUGAUGAAAAAAAGAUUCAAGAGCUCUGUAAUGACAUUGAGAGUUACGAUGGAGUAAACAAGUCAAUUUUACAAGAGAAUUAUUUGUUAGCACUUUGUGAAAGUGACCGGACGAAGGAGAUUUUGAAGCUCUUAGAAAGUAUGGACAUCACAAAGUUCUCAUCACCGGAUUUUGUGGCACGUAUCUUUAAAUGCCUGGGAAGGCUCCUAUUGGAGUCUUUUGCAGAGAAGGUCCUUCUGGAAUUUAAAGCCAGUGACUGUGCAGCAGGGAAUACUUCAAACUUGAUCUAUAGUUAUGUUGUUGGCAUUCCGAAUUUAGCGGUUGAGGAUGUCAUUUCAAAAUUUAAAAACUUGCACACAAAACUUGAGGUGACACCUUCAUCUGUGUCAUAUGAGAAGCUUAUCAUCUACUGUUGCGGUUCACUUAAGGUGCAUGUGGCUCUUGAGCUGGUGAAUGAGAUGUCUGAACAGGGUUUGACAUUUUCGAUGGAGGCAUUACACUCCAUUUUACAAGCUAGUAGUGAGAGUUGUGACUUUAAUCUGGUUCACCAAAUUUAUUCAGUGAUUAGCCGAGGCAAUUUGAAGCCCAAUAGCGAAACUUUCAGGAGUAUGAUAAAUCUUUGUGUGAAAAUGAAGGAUUAUGAGGGUGCCUAUAGCAUGCUGAGUGAUUUGGAGAAAAUGAAUUUGACGCCCACAGCUGCCAUGUACAAUGCUAUAAUGGCUGGAUAUUUCCGAGAGAAGAACUUGUCCGGUGGGUUAAAGGUUCUCAAACAAAUGAAAGAAGCAGAUGUAAAACCAGAUUCCCACACUUUCAGCCAUCUGAUAACCAACUGCAACUCUGAAGAGGACAUAAACAUGUAUUAUGAAGAAAUGAAGCGAUCUGGAAUUCAAGUUACCAAGCAAGUUUUCAUGGCACUUGUAAAUGCAUAUGCAGCUUGUGGACAGUUUGAAAAGGCAAAACAGGUACUCUUAGACAAGGGAAUUCCAGUAAAGAGCUUCAAUGAGAUUAAAAGUGUGCUUGUCCAAGCCCUUGCAUCACAUGGGCAAUUGUCUGAUGCAUUUAAUACAUAUGAAGAGAUCAAGCAAGCUGGAUGCAGUUUGGAGCCGAAAGCUGUUAUAAGUCUUAUCGAGCACCUUCAAUCUGAUGAAGAAGCAUUAAGCAGAUUACUCCUCCUACUUGAGACACUAAAUGAUCCAAACUAUUGGCUUGAUGGUUGCUUGAGAACUAUCUUAUAUUGUGUUCGUUACAAGCAUUUAAGACCUGCCGUCAAUUUGCUUGAGCAACUCAGGGAUCAGGUCUGUACUGACGAAUUAGCUCUAGAAGUAAUUUUUGAUAAGGUGUUUUCCUUCAUAGCAGAAUCGGAGUCUACAUCUUUAGAGUUUGGCCUAGAUUUGCUUCAUGCUAUGAAGAGUGAGCUUGGCCUCACCCCUUCACGAAAAUGUCUCGAUUUUCUUCUCCACGCUUGUGUCACUGCCAAAGAUCUGCAAAGUUCCCUAUUUGUAUGGCAAGAAUAUCAAGCCGCUGGCUUGCCUUACAAUACCUUAAGCUUUUUAAGGAUGUAUCAAGCCCUUUUGGCUGCAGGGGACCGAAAGGCUGCAAAAGUUUUGGGACGUAAAAUUCCUAAAGACGAUCCUCAUGUUCGGUCUAUCAUUGAAUCAUGUACACUGACUUAUUUAGAGAAGAAGGAAGAAAAGAAAAAGAAAAAGAAAAAGAAAUGAUUUAGGAAUAUUUAAAUCAACACAAUGAUUAGGAUUAGAGAUGCAAGUUUUUGUAUCAAACCUGGAGAAAUAAGUCAGAAAAGGACCCCUUCAUGUGGGAAAAGUCCCACACAUCUAACUUAAUUGAACGAAUGCUGGUUAAUAUAUCAGUGCCCAUUGUCUCAGAGCAAGUUGUUUACUUCACCUCUUCAUAUUCUAUAAGAAUACUUCCUAUG